Messenger RNA from Pocillopora damicornis (cauliflower coral), 1771 nucleotides. RefSeq names its product monocarboxylate transporter 12. Gene Ontology annotation, molecular function: transmembrane transporter activity. Gene Ontology annotation, biological process: transmembrane transport. NCBI's taxonomy places the organism in Eukaryota, Metazoa, Cnidaria, Anthozoa, Scleractinia, Pocilloporidae. The record is from RefSeq and is a predicted model, not a curated record.
AUAUCGAAACUGUUAUCAUGGAACUGUGCUGGGAAAAGUUAUCUUCGUACAAGCAGGAUAGUAUCUGGUCGUGGUUUAUUUGUUUCUUUACGGCGAUAUGCAUGAUCCUUUCAGUUGGAUUCAGCUUUGCUCUAGGCGUUCUCUUUCCAGUUUUUAUGAAUUACUUCGACGAAAACCGUGAGAAAACGGCAUGGGUUUCAUCUAUAAUAAUAGGCGCCAUUUGUUUCCUUGGUCCUGUUUCGAGUACAAUCCUGAACAGAUUUGGUAUUCGUGUCACAACCAUUUUGGGUUGCUUGUCGUGUGCCGUAGGCCUUGCACUGGGUUCAUUUGCUCCAAACAUCACCAUUCUCUACGUUACCUUUAGUUUGCCUUUUGGUACAGGGGUAUCGGCUAUCUACGUUGUUUCGCCAAUCAUUGUGUAUCAGUACUUCCUUAAAAAACGGUCGUUUGCUCUUGGAAUUGUCGCCGCUGGGCAAGGAAUGGGGACAAUGAUUCUCGGACCUACUCUACAAGCCUUAGUUGAUGUUUUUGGUUGGAAGAACUCUUUCCGUUUGUUUGCUGGGAUUUUAGCUGUUGCGUCACUUACUGGAGUCAUUCUUCAUCGCAAAAGUACAUCUUCAGUGUUCGGAGAAGAAGACGAGGCUCGUGGAAAGAAAUUUGGAUUUAACCUUUGGUUGUUAAGGGAUCCUGUCAUCAUCACAAUUGUGCUAAGAAAUGGACUUACCGUAUACACUCGUCUGGUGCCAUACGUACACAUAAUAAAGUAUUGUGAUGAUCUCGGUAUUCCAGCUGACAAAAGCUCCCUUCUGUAUCUAUUUAUGGGCAUUUUCGCCACCAUCGGACGUCUUGGGGGAGGAUUUUUGUGCAAUCUGAGAUUCAUAAAGGCCCGAUUUCUCCAUCAAGCCGUGUCAUUUGUGACCGGGGUGUCUACAAUGCUACUUCCCUUGGCAACUACUUAUGCUGGACUGAUUGCUUUCGUCAUUAUAUUCAGUGUCGCAGAUGGAAUUAUGAUAACAACCAUCAUAAUCGAAUGUAUGGAAUCCGUUGACGAAUCGAAAAGGGUCUCAACGUUUGGGUUUUUAUUAAUGGCUGCGGGUGUAUUUGCUUUGGGUAGCCCACCCCUAUCAGGGUUUAUGGCAGAUAAGUUUGGUAACUACUUUGCUGCGUUUCUUAUGGCUGGUGGAGUGGCGAUUGUUGCCAGUCUCAUCCCAUUUCUUCUCAUUUGUGUUAAACAAGAACAAAAGAAAAACUUUGUUGAUGACGUUGAAGAGACAGUGCACUCAGGCCAAUUAGAGGGUGUGGACGACACCGAACUGAAGUCUAAGAGUUGGUCUCAGGAUUCAAUAUCUACGAUUGGUAGAGAUCGUCUAAGGUCUUCCUCCUUUGCUACAGCCAUGAAUAGUCCGAUGUUUUAGGGAGGAACCUUAUUUGCACUCUUUUGUUGUGUUCAUGUGUUUCACAAAGUGAAUUAGAAUUUACACAUCGUGCACUGAUUCGUAUGAAGAGUGGAAUACCUAACAGCACCGCUCGAACGGAAAUCGAUAUUUGUUACAUGAGGCUGAAAACGUUAAAAGGGGCGAAAGGCCCAAGAAACGGCGUUUUUUACAUCUCUCCCAUUGAUAUACGCGAUUUUAAUAGGUGCCAUUUAAAUGAUCAAAGGUAAAGAGCUGGUGAUUAGGUCAGAUUAGAGUGGACAAUAGAUGAACUCUGCGGUUUUGUGUGCCGCGCCGACCACAAGCUAAAGAGUAAUCCAUCGAUAAACAAACGUUUA